Messenger RNA from Lingula anatina, 1851 nucleotides. Its product is annotated as FMRFamide receptor. Gene Ontology annotation, molecular function: G protein-coupled receptor activity. Gene Ontology annotation, biological process: G protein-coupled receptor signaling pathway. NCBI's taxonomy places the organism in Eukaryota, Metazoa, Brachiopoda, Lingulata, Lingulida, Lingulidae. Gene Ontology annotation, cellular component: membrane. The record is from RefSeq and is a predicted model, not a curated record.
UCAAGAUGUUUAGCUUGAUUUCAUAAAACUGUAAGGACUAUAGCCAGCUGAAGUACAUCAUACGCCCACAAUAUUUUAAUGAAGUAUUUCAGUACAAAAGUUACUGUUCGCCAGAGGCUGGUGUGGAUACAGGAUUUAUUGGGUAGCGCUGGACAUGCCACAGCGUGUGGAUAGAUUUCUCUGAAUGGUAGACUCCAGAGUUUUCACCAGGGCAUUUGCCUUAAAAUAAGGACGGGAUCAGUAGGAGUGGAGUAAAAUGUCAAAACAGGUCUGAACAAAGAGAAGUAUCUGACAGCCACCUGUACUCACACGCUACAAGCAAAACCAGAUCGCACAUCCACAAUGAUGGAUGUAUCUGAGAACUGCAGCCAGGGUCAUGAUCAUGGCAAUAAUAUGGGGAUACCUCAACUGGACUUGUACAACUACAUCAUGAAUGUGUAUGUGACAGGUAUACUCUGUGUAUUUGGAGUCAUAGGAAAUAUUCUGUCAUUAAUAAUACUUUUACAGGACAAGAAAAAGUCGAUAACAUUCUACCUUCUGCGAGCAGUUGCUGUGGCAGACACUUGCCUUCUAAUUACAACACUUUUUGUAUACGUUUUGCCAGCCGUGUAUCCUUACACAGGAGAGCUGAAGUUUUUCAGUUGGAAUAUGCCAUAUCUACAGGCAUGGGUGUGGCCUUUUGCCAUGAUGGCCCAUACUGGAGCAGUAUGGACAGUUGUUACCGUGACCUUUGACCGCUACAUUGCAGUCUGCAUACCAUACCGAGCAAAGUUUCUACGAACAAUUGAACGAGGACGUGCAGGGAUUGGUCUUGUGACGGCCUUUUCUGUCCUGUACAACCUGCCCAGGUUCUUUGAUGUCCAGGUGAAGGAGAUAUAUGAUUUCUGUGAAAAUGUGACCAGAGUAUAUUUUGACUUGAAUCUCUAUGCAUACAGUGGCUACAGGAUAGGCUAUGUCAUAGUAUCUUAUUUCGCCAUCAACAUCAUAUGUCCAAUCAGUAUUCUCACCUACCUGAACAUCCGCCUUAUUAUGGCUUUGAGAAGAGGGCAAAGGAGAAGGGCCAGCAUUGGCCGGGCCAGCAUGUCGGCCAAAAAGGAUGACCAUAACGUCACCCUCCUACUUAUCGUAAUUGUCAUUGCUUUUAUUCUCUGUCAACUACCAUCUGUUGUGACGCAGGCCAUGUACGCCUGGCAAGAACAACUAGGGACUAAAAUGCUCAUGUUUCAGAGAUUUUACGUUCCAUUUAGUAAUGCCAUGGUUAUUUUGAACUCGUCCAUUAAUUUUCUUAUAUACUGUGUAUUUGGGAGGAGUUUCCGCCGCAUGAUGCAGAGGGUGUUAUGCUGGAAAUGUUACCCGGAGAGCCUAGAGGAGAGCAGUGGAGAGCACACGACUCAUCCAAGUCAGCCCAAGUUUGCUGCAAGAGUUCGUAAAGUAAGACUGCUGCUGCUGGCAGUGAAGAAAGAUAACAAUAAUGUUCAGAAUGAAGAACUGAGGGAAAUAUUCCCCAAGGCCCCAGCUUCUGUAACUCAUGAUACAACAAGUAGCACGGCUACAACUUCAACAACUUGUCACAGCAGCUCCUCAAAAUCUCAGUGCUAAACACGCACUAUAAGUAUAGUCUAAUAUAUAUAUAUAAAGAUAUAUUAUGAUAUUAAAAAUAAAUGUUUUAUCACAGACAAAAAAAAAGCUUCAAUGAUUGUGAUAAGAAUUAAGAAGAUAUUCUAGGGAGAUACUACCUCGACAUGGUAUGUGUUAAAUGGACCAUUUGAGCAGUUUUAAUUCAAGAAAAAAAUUCCAGUGCAGUUGCUUUGUGAAUUUGUAAAAAUAAAUAUAUCUGUGCAGUAUAUUGCA